GCUGACAUUUAGGUUUUUUCCAUAUUUGCUUAGCCUUUUCAGUUGAACUACCCUAGGCUUUUUAGUUUUUUGUUUUUAAAUAUUACUGAACCUUUUAGAGAUUGAGGUUUUUCCUUUGCUUUUUAUUUCAGAAAAGACCAGUGUUUGGAUCAUUUUUAACUUUAAAGCAUCCAUAAAUGACAAAGUAAAAAAUAUGCUAUUGGUGAUGUUAUCAGCCUAGCAGUGAACAUUUAAAAUUUUUUCCUCUCGAAUUUUUGAAUGUAGCUUAUUUUCAGUAUGCUGCUGAAUUUUAUUUAAUGGAGACAAAUGAAGCUUUUGGAAUUGUAUUGGGACUGACUCAGCCAAUUAUACUGACACCUCUAAAAGCAGGAGAGUGAGGUCAGUUCAUGGGGAGGUAGUAAGGAUCAUGAAUGUCAUAUUUUUUAAACUGCCUCCCUGUAAAUAUGCACAGCAGUAUCAGCCAAGGAUUGUAUUGUAUAUUACUAGGAAUGACAUGUAACAAGAACAACUGAAAGCUGUUAAGCCAAAAUUAAUGGUGUGGUGUAGUAGAUCAAUGAGACUUGAAGAGGCUUACGAAGUACACUGGUGAUAAAAGCUAGUUUAUCUGUGAUAAGAUUAUUAGUUUGAUUAUUGAAUUGACAGAAUGUUGUAAAAAAAAUUGUCCUUUAAGACAGCAUUUCUAGUGUGUGAGGAUUUUGUGAAAGUAUGCGGCAACCAAAUCCUAUUCGGUUACGAGACCUAAUACGUCAGAUCCGGUCUGCUAAAACUGCUGCAGAAGAACGCGCUGUUGUGAAUAGAGAAUGUGCUUAUAUAAGGCUCACAUUUCGCGAAGAGGAUUCAGUUUGGAGGUGUCGAAAUGUGGCAAAACUCCUCUACAUCCAUAUGCUGGGGUAUCCUGCCCAUUUUGGUCAGAUGGAGUGCCUCAAGUUAAUUGCAUCUCCUCGGUUUACGGACAAGCGAAUAGGGUAUUUAGGUGCCAUGCUGCUGUUAGAUGAACGUCAAGAUGUUCACCUUCUCAUUACAAAUUCUUUAAAAAAUGAUUUAAAUUCAUCAACGCAGUUUGUACAGGGAUUAGCUUUGUGUACCUUAGGAGCAAUAGCAUCUCCUGAAAUGUCACGAGAUUUAGCGGGAGAGGUUGAAAAAUUGUUAAAGUCCUCAAAUGCGUACAUACGGAAGAAGGCAGCUGUUUGCGCCCUAAGGAUCAUCUGCAAAGUUCCAGAACUUAUGGAAAUAUAUUUACCAGCCACAAGAUCGUUGCUUUCUGAAAAGAAUCAUGGUGUGUUGAUAACAGGAGUUACUUUGAUCACCGAGAUGUGCCGACAGUCACCAGAUAUGCUUGCUCAUUUUAAGAAGGAUCCCGAGCAUUCAGAGAUUGUUCCAAACUUAGUCCGUAUCCUCAAGAAUUUAAUAAUGGCAGGGUAUUCUCCAGAACACGACGUCCAGGGGGUGUCUGAUCCUUUUCUACAGGUUAAAAUCCUCAAGCUCCUGAGAAUUCUUGGGUGUGGUGACAGUGAAGCAUCAGAAACUAUGAAUGACAUCUUAGCCCAGGUUGCAACAAACACAGAAUCAUCAAAAAAUGUAGGGAAUGCCAUACUUUAUGAGACAGUUCUUUCAAUUAUGGACAUCAAGAGUGAAAGUGGGUUAAGGGUUUUAGCAAUCAAUAUUUUAGGUAGAUUUCUUCUAAAUGCAGACAAGAACAUUAGAUACGUAGCUUUGAACACACUCCUAAGAGUGGUUCAUGCUGAUAAUUCUGCCGUCCAGCGUCAUCGAACAACCAUUGUAGAAUGCUUAAAGGAUGCAGAUAUAUCCAUUAGAAGGCGAGCAAUGGAGUUAUGUUUUGCUCUCAUCAAUGGAAAUAACAUCCGCACCAUGAUGAAAGAGCUUCUUGCAUUCUUGGAGAAGGCUGAACCUGAGUUUAAGGCAUCUUGUUCAUCAAAAUGUGUUUUAGCAGCUGAGAAAUAUUCUCCCAAUGUCCGGUGGCACAUUGACACACUUCUUAAAGUUGUACAAGCGGCUGGAAAUCAUGUGCCAGAUGACGUUGUGUCGUCAACUAUACAGCUCAUUUCGGAGGCAAGAUCGGAGCAGGCAUACGCUGUUGGGGAACUUUGGAAUUUGCUGUCAGCAGCACAGAUGGAAUUCCAGCCUCUUAUUCAAGUAGCUACAUGGUGUAUAGGAGAAUUUGGGGAUCUUUUGUUAUCAGGCCAAUCUGAUGUAACUGUUGUCGAAUCUGAGCUUAUAGCAGUGUAUCAACAAAUCUUAUGGUCUUCGCAAUGCAACAUCACCACGAAGGAAUAUGCCUUGACAUCUCUUAUGAAACUAUCAGCUAGACUGAACCAUGAAGUAGGGUCCAUACAGCAGGUUGUUAGUGCUUUUGGAUCUCACCUUAAUAUAGAGUUACAGCAGAGGGGGAUAGAAUAUAGUCAACUAUUUACAAGACAUAACCACAUGCGGGGACCAUUGUUAGAGAGAAUGCCACCUUUUGAGGGAACCAGGGUAAAUAGAGAGGAAAAGGCAGCUUUAACUAAUGGAGUGGAUGCUUCUCCAGACAACCAAGCACUCCUCAAUGACCUCACAGCUCCUAAUAACAAUGCCAAUGACACAUAUGAAUCAAAUGCCUUGUUAGAUCUAUUGGGAGGGAUGGAGCCUGGCGACAGUGAUACAGUGCAGCCUGCUACUUCUAAUGCGGUACCUGCAGUAGCACCUACUACAGCACCAGCAUCUAAUGCUGAUAUUUUAGAUUUAUUAGGAGGCCUUGACACUGGUCCAACACCAGCAGCUCCUCUGGCCAAUUUGAACAGCACAAUGGUACCAUCAAGCAAUAGCAAUGGCGCCUUCCUCCUUGAUGGACUGCUCAAUAACACAUCAUCCAACUCGUCCAUAACGAAUCCAGUCUCUUCUCUUCCUACAUUUAACUCUGUUUCAAGUCCGACCACGCAACAGUCGAGUAUACCAGGUAUCAAUGCCUAUGACAAAAACGGACUGCGACUAGAUAUGACGUUUGAAGUCCACGAAUCUAUGACGACCAUUAACAUGCAGGCCACCAACAACACUGGAGUUCAGGUCACAGAUUUCCUCUUUCAGGCUGCUGUACCAAAGUCAUUACAAUUACAAAUGCUGAAUCCCAGUAGUACCAGCCUUGCACCAUCAGGGACUUUAAAUCAGGUCAUCAAGGUCAACAAUCCAAAUAAGGUGGCACUAAGGAUGAGGAUAAAGUUAUCAUGGAUAGCAAAUGGAGCGCAAGUACAGGAUCAGGGAGAGAUCAGCAACUUUCCUCCUGCGCUAUGGCAGUGACAUAGCCUUUCCACCUUUCCUUCCUUCCAUAUAUUGCACCUCUUUUCUUUAAGCUCAUUUUCAACUCCCAUGCAGUAGCAUUUUCCCUUGCCAUGGUUUUACAGAUUUUUUUUUUCUUUAGUUCAUCAACUUGCCUGACUUGUUCAUGCCUACAGAAUCAUAAUUGAUUAGUGGUUUUCUAGGGUAAAUCUCUCAUUGAUCAUCAAUGUUCAUCCCAGUUUCAUCACUGAAUUCAAAGAAGCUCUUUCUCUUGUUGAUGGAUUUUCACUUAACAUAUUGAACUUCAUGCCAUUAGCAUCAUAAUCAUGCAUAUUUUUCUCUUUACUCUUACAGAGAGUUGUGAUUAUUUACAAUUGUGGGGGGUUAACUACAAAUAUAUAUAUAUAUUUUUGCCUGUCUGGCCAUUUGCUUUGCUUUCUUGUUUGUGCUUAGUUGUCUUUGUGAUAUAGUUUAUUUUUUUCUUCAUGUUUUGUAGGAGCUAAUUUUCCGUUUACUUGAUCUAGACAGAAUUGUAUUUUUUGUAGUAGACUUGUAUCUUUUAAUUUCUGUUCAGGUAAAUUGUGUUUGAGCAGUUUAGUACUAGUGUCCUAUAAUUGCUUCAUGUUAUUUAAUCUGUCUACAAUAUUUAUUUUCCUAUUUUGUUGAUUUUGAUCUUGGAAGCGUUUUUGCUCAGUACCUCAAAUUUUUAAUUCCUGAAUCUUCAUUGUAUUGAUCCAUACCCAUAGUUUUUGUUUUCAUUCUGAUACUGUGCAUAUCUUGUUACACUUUUUUCCCACUGUUCAUCUAUUUUAUGAACUUCGGUUUCAUGCAUCAAUACUAAGGAUCUUUUUGAUGAAUAAGGACUUGUUAGAGGGUCUCUGUGCAGAGUGACAGAGCAGACUUAGACCUUUUUAUGUUAUGUCCACACUUUGCUUUCUGUGGUUGGAUAUUCCAGCAACCUCUAGUAGAAGGUUAUUUCAACUUGUAAGGGUUUGGACAGGUGGGUGUUUUUUGCCUUUUAAUUGUAGCACACAAAUUGCAUUGUAACUUUUUUUUUUUUGUCAAGGGUUCAUAUACUGUAUAUAACUGCAAAUAGACAUUAAAUUGGAUCUUAAUUGAUGGUAAUCUGCUUGUUAUUUGUGCCAAUUUGCCAAUAAAGGAUAGCAAGCAAGCUUAGGUAUUGCAUUUGGCAAGAAACUGGUAUUCACUUUUUGAUACUAGGUCCUCCACUGUAGUUACACUUACAGAUCAUGAUUAUUUUAGGCAAACCAGAUGAAAUUAUGUUAAUUUGUCUUCAUAUUGUACUACAGUAUAUAGAAUCAUUUUGCUACAUUAUACAUUUGAUUUAGUUUGUAGGUAGGCUUUUAAAAGUUUUGGAAGCAGCGUAAAGCAAAAGUUUUAUUGCAUUCUUAGUGAGUUAACAGUAUGUUUCAUUUUGGUGGGACCCAUGGCUCUGAUAAGAAUUGCAACAGUAUGUAUUCUUUGAGGAGGUUGCUGAAAACUUUUAUGCUUACUAGAUGAUUGCACCUCGAACUUGUGUUUGCUGUGUAGUAAGCAAUGUUACUUCCUAGCUAAAGAACGCUUAUGAAUAAUGUAAGGUAGAAAUGGGAAUUCCCAUGUCAUUUUUUAAAACAUUUUCUUAUGUACAGAAACAUUGAUUUGGGGUUUUAUAUUUGGGUUUUUCCUAUUUUUAUAUUCAUUUGUAAACCUUUGCAGCCUAGAAAAAGUUGCAGAAGCUGUUGGUUAUUACAUUUUUUUAUAAAUUUAGAAUGAAACUUAAUUGGAAAAUACUGUGGAAAGAUUUGUUGCUAGUAAAAAAUAGAGUAGAUAUUUCUGAAAAUUGAUUUUUUGUGAAAUCUGCAUACGUACUUUUUGGCCUUCCUGUUUAAUUAAGACAGGGACCUGGAAAGUGAUUUUUUAUGAAAUGUUUACAAGUUUUGCCUUGCUGUUGUAUUAGGACAGGGUCCCAGCUAUUCAUUUGUGAGUAGAGAUUUAGACACAUUUAAGGUAUAUUGCAUAUUUAACUUUUGGAAUUGUAAAGAUACAUGUUAGCUUUGAAAUGCUGAGGGGGAAAGAUCUGUUAGAAAAUGGAAUUACAGUAUUUUGUUAUUUUAUGAAGUACCCAGUUUUGUUUCCUUUCAUUGAAAUGGCCCAGAAUAAUACUUAUGCCAUAAAUCUGGAGAAUUUCCAUUUUUGUAUUAUUCAAUAUUACAUCAAAGGCAGGUUUGUAAUUUUCUGUUGGUAACUCUUCUAACUGCACAAUUUUUUUUUAUGUACGUGGAAGGAUAUCAUUUGUAAAGUGUUUAUAUUAUCUUAUGAAUGCUUAAUAUGAGAAACAUUGUUAUAUAAAAAAUGAAAAGCAAAGAUUCUUAAGAAUAUUGAGUGGUGUUUGUGGUCAUAAUUACACCAAUGAAUAUUUUUUUCCUGGAAUGGUGAUGGAAAAAUUGUACUGUAUGUAAUUAAGGUAAAGAGGAUAUUAGUUUAUCCUUAUUCCCUUCAGAUGAUUGUUUUCUCAUUGUCUUUAGAGAGCAAAGAAAAAAAAAUUGAAGCUGUUUGCUCAUUUGUUAGCAAUCCUGUGUAAUUGUAACAUCAACCAUGAGAAGUUACAAUUCAUUAAUCUUGAAGAGUGGCCAAGGUUGGGAAUGUGCCCUUGGUUUGUUUGCGUUACAUUUCAUUUUACAAGUAAGUGCAAAAAGGGUUAAGACUUUCUCUCUUUAGAGAGGUUAUAUUGAAGAUGGAUAAAGUUUUAAAGGAAUUAGGUAAUGUUCAUGUGAUACAAUCCCAGUCAAUUGAUGCAUGCAAAUUACUUUUCUUAAAUUGUGCAUUUUAUUUUUUAUUUGCUUUUUUUUUUAUUGAAAUGAAAAGUGGAGAGUAUUCUUGUACUUAAAAUACUGUUACAUAUAUAGAGAUUUUUAUUAACUUGGUAGACAUAGAAAUGAUUUGGUAGUGCUAAUGAAUUUUGAAUAGUAUUUAGUUUUCCAUUUAAGAUGAAUCCUCUUGGUAAGUUGACAUUGAUGGUCUUUCAGUUGUCGUGACAAUUGUACUUAGCACCUUGCGGUUAUCACUAAAAUAUGUAUAUUGUACAGGUAUCUUUGUAAAGCUUUUUAGAUUUUGCCAUAUAAUGUAAUGUGAAAGAGGCUCUCCUGCACUGGACCAGCAAGGAACUUUUCCUACAUAUGCUUCUCUUUCUGAUGUUCAUAUGUUCCAGAUCCUUUUGAAGCAAUGUCCAUAAAUUGUGAAUAUUGAGCUUUGAGAAUAUAGGGAAAAAAAGUAAGGCCUAGUACUAUGAUUUAUUUUUGUAUACUCAUGGUAUUUUGUUUGGCCAUAGGCUGGAACAUGUAAAUAUGUUUUAGGGGAGCUGACCUAGGUGUUCAGUAAUUGUUGUAAAUAUGAUUGUUCCAUGAACACGGUUUUUGGGAUGACACAUGUGUCAAGAGGUGUUAGAAGUCAUCUCCCCUUGUGGAUGAAAAGAACUAGGUAAGGUGCUUUGAUAAACGCAUAUAACUGGGAUGUGAUCUGGCAAUCACUGCGGCUCCUGCUUGGUUUACCAUCAUCCUUUACAUAUUUUGUUGUAAAUUUUGUUCUAUUGACAUUUAUAUUGUUUCUAAGUGCGUUGACAUAGUUGAAAAAUAUAUAUAUAUAGCAUAACUGGUAUACCUAACAAUCAGUUUGGGCUGUUUUAUUCCAUCCGUGCAGUUUAUUUCUUUCAGCCAAUGUUCUGAUUUUGUGUUCUAGGUUUAGUUCUUAUGUUCAUAGGUGGCAGAGGAUUAACUUUGUGUUUCUUUUGUCUUUAAAUUUAAAUUAUUACCUUAAAAGGUGUCAAGGUGAAGUCAUUAUACUAGUUAAAUGGCCUUUACAGAUUCGGGCAAAUUUGAGAAACCCGUGUCUUGUCAAUUGCUAUAUUGUUGCAGAUCAGGACCCAUGGAUUAUGUAUUUUUUGCAAGUAUGUCCUGUUGUAUCAAAUUUAUGUAGUCUUUGUAAAUUUUGUCAUUUAGAGACGAUGUAUCUAUAUAUUGUUUUAUAAUAAAAGAAUCAGUUAUAAAAACUAUAAUGUUGUAAAUAUAAACUUCAUGGGCUACUUUCAUGGUAGAUCAGGGAAUGUAUCAACCACACUCAGAUACAAGCAAUGUUGAUGAGGAAAAGAAUACGCCAUUAUUAUAAAUGGCAUAAUAUACUAGUACUAUAUAUUGUGUGAAGCAUUUUUUCCCUCUUCUUAUUUCUGGUAUAGAACUGUAGACACCUAGUUAGAUAGAGAGACUUUACCAUGUGACUUCAGUUUUCCAAAACCACACCAUUUCUCAAAAAAGUGGGAAUAGAAACUUGAAGUUGAUUACUUAAUUUUUAAUAGAUUUUUCAGUUACUUCUGUACAUUUUUGCAAAAUUCUAGCAGACCAUUCAUUUUUAUCACAGCUUCAGGAUAAUUUUCUGAUGCACUUAUUUAAGUUUGUACUAUAAUUGCUGGCCAAUGCAACAUUUUCCUUUUAUGAAAUGUUGCCACCUUCUCACUUUGUAUUGUUCUGGGUGUGUUCGCGUGUAUCUCCCACUUCACCCCUUAUUGCAAAGAUGGUAGGCCAGAUCACGAAAUCAUUCCAUGUUCUCUGGUUAUGUAAGAGCCCUCUGGCAUGAUGUAUUCAUAAUUUGGGAAAAGAAUAAAUUUAACAGUGAAUUUUUA
Macrobrachium nipponense is the source of this 7942-nucleotide messenger RNA. It is a transcript of the gene AP-1gamma, whose product is annotated as AP-1 complex subunit gamma-1-like. NCBI's taxonomy places the organism in Eukaryota, Metazoa, Arthropoda, Malacostraca, Decapoda, Palaemonidae. Gene Ontology annotation, cellular component: AP-1 adaptor complex; Golgi apparatus; membrane coat. The coding region runs from base 706 to 3291 and encodes 861 amino acids. Gene Ontology annotation, molecular function: clathrin-cargo adaptor activity. The transcript has 20 exons. Gene Ontology annotation, biological process: intracellular protein transport; Golgi to vacuole transport. The record is from RefSeq and is a predicted model, not a curated record.